Anas platyrhynchos (mallard) is the source of this 6742-nucleotide messenger RNA. RefSeq names its product KIAA0319 like. The record is from RefSeq and is a predicted model, not a curated record. Gene Ontology annotation, molecular function: protein binding. Gene Ontology annotation, biological process: neuron migration. Gene Ontology annotation, cellular component: membrane; Golgi apparatus; cytoplasmic vesicle. Lineage: Eukaryota; Metazoa; Chordata; Aves; Anseriformes; Anatidae.
CGCCAUGGCCGCGGGGCAGGAGGAGGAGGCGGCCCCGGCGCCCCCCGCCCCGCCGCGCUCCGGGCCCCGCCGCCCGCCUGAGGCCGCCGAGGAGCAGCGGAGCUCGCCUCGCCUCGCCGUGAGCCGCUGAACCCUGUUGCUGCCCGCAAAGGCCAUGGAGAAGAGGCUGGGAGCCAAGAUCAGCAUCAGCGCUCUGUUUCUGUCGCGAUAUUGCCUGGAAAGACCUGCAAGGGAGCUGAGAAGUCUGCAGCUGUUCUACCUGUGUGCUUGCCUGUGUGCCUUGUGCUCCUCGACAGAUGCAAACUGGACCAGAUCUAAGUGUGAACCAGGGACGAUCCUGCUCGGUGGACAUUUGAGAUCGUGGGAGGAUCAUCACUUACAGCUUCUGGAAGGAUUUCAUACUGUACAGUCCUGUCAGACUGCUUGCUGCCAGCGCCCCACCUGUGAUGCCUUUUGGUUCUUGGAAAAUAUGUGCAUCCAGGUGAACUGCACUCUGCCUGCCAUGUGUCAGGCGAACAGGACUGGCUCUCCUGAUUCCAUUUUGGUGUUUUUAAAGAAAUCCAAAAGCACAGAGCACUUAAAGCUUCAGACGGGAAGCGAGGCAAAGACCUGGCUUCGCAGGUGGUUGGACUGGGGCAUCCCUGUCCAAGGGAAAAAAAGACUGCGGAGGUCCUUCCAGAAAUGGAGCCUGGCAAAUAACAGGGAGGAACUCCUGCAAGGGGACGUAGCAGCAAGCCCCAGUGGUGAGGCUGCAGCCAGAGCAUCACACAGCAGAUCUAGAAACAGCCGAAGUGAAACGGAGCGCUUGAAGGAUCAAGUACUGAGGUACUUAGUGGAGGACAGGCCUGGUCCUGAAACCCAUCCAAAUCAAAAGAAAGACUCACUGAAACGUGGGCAGGAUCCAGACGAUGAGAAAACCAAAAGCCCGUUCCCUCCUAAAAGCAAUGUUGUGAACGGAUCGAGUGAUGCAGACAGUGUUGGCUUGCCACAGACCUACACAGGAACACCCGCACCAGAACUGUCAGCGUUGACUACUUUCUCCAGUCCCGUAGCACUGAGUUUGACAGCCACUGGAAAGACCGAGAAGCCUGAGCAGCCAGAUGAUGCUUUCAUCCAUCCCCACUCCUCAGAUACGCUGCCCACCAUCAGCCCUGUGCAGGGGAAAAGCACAACGAAGCUGCAGACUGCUACUUCUGUGCCAAGCAGUGUUCCCACAAACACGAGUGCUUCUACGGUCCAGACCAACACUGCUGCAUCACCCAGUACUACUGCCACUACCCCAGUUGUGAAGGAGCUGGUGGUUUCUGCUGGAGACAGCGUCGAAGUGACCCUGCCAGAGAAUGAAGUUCAGCUGAAUGCGUUUGUGCUUCCUGAACCACCACCUCGAACCACUUAUUCCUACGAGUGGGAACUGAUUACUCAUCCGAAAGACUACAGUGGAGAAAUGGAAGGGAAGCACUCCCAGACCCUGAAGUUAUCUAAGCUUACUGUUGGUCUGUAUGAAUUCAAAGUUGUCGUUGAUGGCGAAAAUGCACACGGAGAAGGUUAUGUGAACGUGACAGUGAAUCCAAAGCCUCGGGUGAAUCGGCCUCCAGUUGCCAUCGUCUCUCCACAGUUCCAGGAAAUUUCACUGCCAACCAUUUCAACUGUUAUUGAUGGCAGCCAAAGCACUGAUGAUGAUAAAAUUGUCAGUUACCACUGGGAAGAACUGAAGGGUCCUUUGCGGGAGGAAAAGGUUUCUAGCGAUACUGCCAUACUGACACUGACCAACCUGGUUCCUGGGAAUUACACGUUCAGUCUAACAGUAGUGGACUCAGAUGGUGCCAGCAACUCUACCACUGCCAACCUGACUGUGAACAAAGCAGUGGAUUAUCCUCCAGUGGCGAAUGCAGGCCCAAACCAAGUGAUCACCCUGCCUCAGAAUUCCAUCACCCUCUAUGGGAAUCAGAGCACCGAUGAUCACAGCAUUGUCAGCUACGAGUGGCUGCUCAGCCCUAACAGCAAAGGGAAGGUGAUGGAGAUGCAGGGGGUGAGGACACCAGUCUUACAGCUCUCUGCAAUGCAAGAAGGUGAUUACACUUACCAGCUAAUAGUGACUGAUUCUGCUGGGCACCAGUCCACUGCAGAGGUCACUGUGAUAGUCCAGCCAGAGAACAAUAAGCCUCCAAAGGCGGAUGCUGGUCCAGAUAAAGAAUUAACUCUGCCUGUGGACAGCACCACUCUAGAUGGCAGCAAGAGCUCAGAUGACCAGAAAAUAGUCUCCUUUCUUUGGGAAAAAACACGGGGCCCAGAUGGUGUCAAGCUGGAGAAUGCAAACAGCAGCAUUGCCACUGUAACAGGCCUUCAAGUUGGGACGUAUGAGUUUACUCUGACAGUUAAAGAUGAGAGGAACUUGCAGAGCCAAAGCUCGGUCAACGUUAUUGUCAAAGAAGAGAUAAACAAGCCACCUGUUGCAAAGAUUGCGGGAAAUGUUGUCAUCACCUUGCCUACAAAUACAGCUGAACUGGAUGGAUCAAAAUCCUCUGAUGAUAAGGGAAUUGUCAGCUACCUGUGGACCCGGGAUGAGGGGAGCCCUGCAGCUGGGGAAGUCUUAAAUAAUUCAGACCAUCAUCCCAUCCUUCUCCUGUCCAAUCUGGUAGAAGGGACCUACACAUUCCAUCUCAGAGUAACAGAUGCCAAAGGAGAGAGUGAUGUAGAACGGACCACAGUGGAAGUCAAACCUGAUCCUAGGAAAAAUAACCUUGUGGAGAUCAUUCUGGAUGUUAACGUCAGCCAGCUGACUGAGAGGCAGAAGGGGAUGUUCAUCCGACAAAUAGGGGUUCUGCUGGGGGUCCUCGACUCAGACAUCACCGUGCAAAAGAUCCAGCCAUACACUGAGCAAAGCACGAAGAUGGUGUUUUUUGUACAGAACCAGCCUCCCCACCAGAUAUUCAAAGGACGAGAGGUAGCCUGGACACUAAAAAAUGAACUACGGAAACAGCAGUCAGACUUCCUCAUCUUCCGGGCACUAGAAAUUAACACAGUCACAUGUCAGCUGAAUUGCUCUGAGCACGGCCGCUGUGACUCCUUCACCAAGCGCUGUGUCUGCGACCCGUUCUGGAUGGAGAACCUCAUCAGGGUGCAGAUGGGGGAUGGCGAAAGCAACUGUGAGUGGAGUGUGCUGUAUGUGAUCAUUGCAUCGUUCCUCAUUGUGGUUGCCUUUGGAAUCUUAUCCUGGAUGGUGAUCUGCUGUUGCAAGAGACGAAAAGGAAAAUCCAAAAGAAAAAGCAAAUAUAAGAUUUUGGAUGCAACGGAUCAAGAAAGCCUGGAGUUAAAACCAAAUCCCAAAGCAGGUGGCAGACAGAAAGCCCAGGUCCUCAACACUAGCCUGAUGCACUCCGAGUCUGAACUGGACAGCGAUGAAGCCAUCUUCACGUGGCCUGACCGUGAGAAAGGGAAGCUGCUCCGUAGCCAGAACGGCUCCUUGCGCAAUGGACAAGUGACACUAAAACCCAAGAACCAGAGGGAGGAAAUCCUAUAGCUCCCUUUAGGUGGCCUUUUGCUGGAGCUCAGUGGGAAAGAGAAGGCCACUCCCGUCCCUAUUCUGCAAGGGCCUUUGGAGGCCAGUUUGGUUAGGACAACAGCUGCUAACUUGUUUCACAGAAAAUAACUCUGUUUUUGCGGGUUUCUUUUCAUUCAGUUAAAACUGGUUGUACUUGAAUUUGAACUCCAAGGGAAAUCAAAGGGAGAAGACAACUGUGAACCGCAGAUGAAGCGUCAGAAAAGACAGAGCUGGCAUCUGGAGCGCGGCAGGACAGAACCACUUGGAGCAACUGUGAAUGUGCAGGACCCUCCUCGCCCACCUCAGACUGCAGCAGGGAGACACCUGUGGACUUCCAGGUCACCUGCCUUGGAAGCUCUUUGAAGAAGGAAGGUCAAGGCUGUGCUCUGAGCUCCCUCCCGGCUCCAAUAGCCCGCCACAAACUACUCCUGCUGUCAGACAGUUCUGUUUUCUUUUACUCCCACCUUCCCUAAUGGUUUAAGCACUAUUUUAAUUUAGAUUUGUCCUUUCACAUACACUGGCUGCUUUUGGAGCGUAGAGUAGGAGGAACCUAAACGCUAUGGUCACAAUCCAUCAGCUUGCAGUAGGGGAGAGGGUUUUGUAGCCGUUCUAAAUAACUGUUAGGCUUUUCUCCCUGGGAGUGUUGACGCAGUGGCUGUUCAGAGGUGGAAAAGCUGACCUGCCUGUGGUAAUUAGCUAGGCUGGGAGCCCCCCUCCUGCAGCAAGCUGUCCUGGUGGAUACCAGAGCAGGGGUGGGACACUCGCCUUUGGUACACUUGCUUAAUGGCUGACUUAAUCCCAAAGCCAUGAGGUGUAGUUCAGCAGCAUUUUCUGUUGGUCCCUAAGCCCUCCAUGAGUCUGGACAACAACUGUAUCCCAGUUAUGAAAUGCCAUGCAGGGUUUUUUUUUCCUUAAAACUUGCACAACCCAGGCAAACGGGGUUUGGUGUCUUCAGUUCCAAGCAGCUGGCUCUUCCCUCUGGCUGGCAGCUUAGUGGCCUCGUGUCACUACAGCUGCACAGCCCUGUGUGCUCCCGGUACAGCGCGCAGUGCAUUUGGUGUCCUGUACUCAGUGGAAAAGGGAAUUCUCAGUACCCAGGGGCACCGCACGGUGAGUGUCAGCAGCCGGGGGCUGUAUUUCUCUGCUGCUUGAACUCUGGGAAAGGCCUUGCUGGGAGCCAGGUGUCGGUGGUCCUUUCCCAUACCUGCUUCUUUAUCUCACUGUGCUGCUUUCAUGAGUUGCACCCCUGUCCUCGGGCAGAAAUCAACCUCUUACUGGCAUGAAGGAUGCCGCUGCUCCUCCACGGAUGGGUGGGCAGUUUAUUGCCUUUCUUUGUGUUUAAUUUAAAAACUGGAAACUCAUUUCAUUGGCUUUUUUUUUUUUUUUGAGCUAUGAAAGCCAAAAGGCUUUAACUUCCUCAGUUGUAUUUAUAUUGCUGCACUACUGAUUUGUGUUGAGCAAGAUGAAGAUUAAACACUAUUGAACGCGAGGGAACGUCCCCUCGCUGAAUGUAGUCGUGGCUGCUGCUAAGUUUAUUUUGCUGGGCAAUCAGCUCUCCUCAGGCACCAGAGCUGGAGCCAGGCACUCUCCCGAGGAGUCCCGAGUGGGGCAACAGCCUCGUGCCCUCUUGCCUGCACCGGGACGGGGUUUGCCUCCUGCUUGCCUGCGUCACAGCCGAGGCCACCCUCUGGUUUGUGUCUCUCUGGCAUGCAGCACCAAGCAUUCCCUGCCCGGGCUGCUCCUCCUGCACCCGCUCUCACAACUGCUCCUUCCCCAGGAGCCUGCCCCAGACCACACACGGGGAUGUCCUGAGAGCAGGACGCUGCUCUCCUUGCUGUGCUUUGAAGGGUCGCAGCCCAGUGCUUGGCUGGAGCCCUCGCUGCCAGCCCGCUCCCGGCCAAACACUCAACCCUUGGGUGACGCCACCCUCUGAGGCAUCGCCCUGCGUUUGGACAUGAGACGAGCAGGCUGCAAGAAAACGAGGUUGGGAGGCUGCAGGGAUUAACCAGAUGUGGUCCUGGGACCGUGCCUGAAAUCUCUCCAUGCCGUUGGACUCGGCUGUUUCUGGGGCACGUGCGUCUCACGUCUCUUGCUCCUGUCUGUCCCGGGGAAAUCCCCUCUGCAGGGAGCCAGCGCUGCUUGCAGUGGUUCGGGCGUUCCGUGCUGCAGAGAUCAGAAACCCUCGCAGGAGAUGCAGCGCGUGCAUUCAAGCAAGCCUGGCUUCCUAUUACGGAAGAGGGAAGAAUUAAAGGCUGUGCAGCUGCUACUCGCCAGCACCUUUGUUUAGCCGAGGUUGGCUUUGUUCUCACACUGCACCGUGCGGAGACACCUUCGGGUUGAGGAGCUUUAGGCAGCUGCCAGCACCACCCCGUGCAGGAGAGCCCUCGUCUGCCUCCGUGAAGGUUUUGCAGUGGGCUGUGGCAUCCCCUCUGCCCCGAGCCCUUUGGUUAGGACAGGCUUCCUCCCUCCUUAACCAUUUGUCACCACCAAGUGCAGGCUGGUGACGGGGCACUGCCCGAGCUCCCCUUUAUAAUUCUGGCUCGGUGCCACCCCUCCCCGAGCCCUCUUCCCCUUGUUAACCCCUGGUGCUUCUGAGCAUCCCUCUGCAGCACCACGAGGACUUGCAGAGGACGAGGGGGGACCCUCCGGAGCUGCAGGCAGCAACUUCUGGCACGGGAGACGGGGCAGGCUGCUUCGGUGCCCCAUUAACGCAGCCCUUCCAAGGUGUGCACACGUAAAGCAAACGUGUUCAAAACCCUUCGCCCCCGUAGCAUCACCGAUCUCAUCGCUCAUUUGUUACCCAAGCACCGUGGUCCCGCUCUGACCUUGCACGGGGAAGGUUUCUGCAUUGCUAUGCAUUUUGAUUUCACAAUUAGAGACGCUGGCUACAAGUCACCCAUGUGUGGAAGUUAAAAGCUGAGACAUCUGUUAGAUGAACCGGCAGAGUCGCUUGAUUUUAUUUUCUUCUUUAACACGAAUGAACUUCAAACACUUGCGAAGAUGUUUGAGGCAAACGUCGCGAUCUAGUUUUAAAAUAGUUUGCUCUUAAAUCUUUUCUUCAUUCCUCCGCGUAGCGGCGGGCUGCCCAACCUGUCUGAACUUUGGUUUAACGGCGUUUGAUUGCAGCGUUACUUGGAUCAAGACUAAAAGUACCUUUUUUUAAACAAAACGUUUCUUGCAAAUAAACGGGGAAGAUGUUUU